CGCGCGCACAAAGUCUAGUUUGUAUGAGGCUGGGCUGUUGCAACCGGGCACGCCGUCACUAUUACAGCAGAGAAUCCGAAGAUGCGCUGGCUUGGGUUGACGUUGCCUAUUGUGCUCGCGAUGACGACGUGGUCACCGCGCACGGUGCGGGCGACGAACAGCUACGAUGAAGACGAACUGGUCACCAAGUGGAAGGACAUGGAGUCUUCCAUGAGAGAGGUGGUCCAGGGCGCCCUGAAGAAGGCCCUUCCAGAAGUUGUGAGGAUGAGCCAGGAAGACGGCGGCCUAUCGGCACCCUGCACGUCCGCCUUCAUUGGAGUGUUUCGUCGGCUCGGCAGCUUGGACAAAGAGGUGAUGAAAAUGAUUGACGCGUCGGGCAAGCUGGCUCCGGGUCUGCUGGACGGAUCGCUCACCGACUUCGGCGACUACGACGAGUGCCUGAGCGUGGCCGUUCCUGACGCCUCUUCGGAGGAUGGCUCCCUGCUGUUCCGUGGCCAGUACUGCAUGGUGAAGUCGAGGCCUCCGCUGCCGCCCAAGCCGCGCGUCGUCACCAAACACUUCGCGGCCAUCAACUUGACCCUCUUCCCGGAAAACUCGGUGAUGCGAGAGUUCGCCAAGGACGCUGGAACUUUCUACACGACGACUGCGAGGACUGGGCUGUGCAUGCCUUCGGUGUGUUCCAAGAAGGACGUAGAAACAAUCGCAAAGAACGUUUUCAGAGGAAUACACUGGGAUGCGAUUGUAAGCGACUGCUCUCAAGACUUGGCCGCCAACCUGACCCCCAAAGACAAGAUAUUCAUAGCCGUACUGGUGUGCAUAAGCUUACCCGUGCUCCUGUCCACGACUGCACAAGUGCUUGGCAAGUUUCUCAUGACGUCACCAACGUACAAUAAAAGCCACGGUAAGGUUCCUGAAAGAACGCUACGCCAGCCGCUCACAUCUCCCCCGAUACUCCGGCACUACGAUCACCAGGCGUCCACGGAGGUGGACAGAGGUGCCAGUGGCGUGGGCCUUCGUGCGGUGCUCGCGCAACGCAAGCCUAGGUAUAACGAGCUUAUUGUCGCCUACGCGAGCCGAACCCUCACAACGACCGAGAUCAACCACUCAACCACUGACAAAGAGUGCCUGGCUAUAGCCUGGGCUCUUGGAAGUCCCGUCUUAGAAAGACUCUCCGGCUUGUCGGCCUACGAAACGGCACGCAAGAUCUUCGUCGUCAAGGGGCCGGCGGACGACGAGACGAGACGGCUGCAGGUGUUCCACGGCCUCCGGGCGCUGAGCAUCGUGUGGAUAGUCUGGGUGCACCAUUACGCCUACAACGACACGUCCGUCUAUUCCGGCGCUAAGAUAGCCAAGAAAUUGGUGGUGCAGUACAACACGCAGCCAUUCAACAAUGCUUGGUUGGCAGUGGACACAUUCUUCUUUAUCAGUGGCUUCUUUCUCCUGUACGCAAUAUACAAGCAGAUGAGGUCGGCUGGCUUGGGACAAGUUUUGUUCUACAUCGUCGUGCGGUGGUGGAGGCUGAUUCCGAUGGCUUGUAUGGGAAUACUCAUGCUCACUCUGAUACGACACUUCGGUGAGGGACCUUUGUGGAACGAGUACAUUGGUGCUGAGAUAGAAAAAUGCAACCAGCACUGGUGGCUUUUGCUCCUCAAUGUUCAAAAUUUCCUGAGACAUGACGAACUGUGUCUUGUGCCCUACUGGUACAUAUCCGUAGACACACAGCUCCACAUUUUCUUCAUAGGCUUCGCGAUUUUAUUGUUCAGAAAUUUUUACCUUUCGGUGACCGCUAUGCUCUUUUUGGUGAUCACAAGCACCAUAGUGGUUGCGUGCCAGACUCUGGUUCACAGCUAUACGCCGACGGCACUCUUUGUCGCAGGGGAUUCAACGUUUGCAAAGGAGGUGCUUGAACAAAUUUAUUUCAGACCAUACACCCACUUUGGCCCUUUCUGCUUGGGUAUGAUAAUCGCCUACGCGUUUCUCACGAAGAAACCGCGCUUUGAACUGGGAUGGGCGUGCCAGGGAGUCACGUGGACCGCAGUGCUCAUAGCGGGAGCCACCGUGCUGUUCUCCACCAAGCGGUGGGGCGACGGGGACACGCUGCCUGCGCCCUGGAUUGCAGCCGCCUACGCAUCCUGCCACCGCCUCGUGUGGGCGCUCUGCAUCGGAUGGCUCGUGUUCGCCUGCAUCUCUGACCGUGGAGGCUUGGUCAACAGCGUGCUCUGCAGUCCUCUGCUGGUGCCCCUGAGCCGGCUAUCGUACGCGGUGUACGUGCUGCAUGUGCCGAUCGUCUGGUUCCGUCUCUGGACCAUCCGAGAGCGCAUCCUCAUCUGGUUUUUGCCCAUGUUCUACAACGCCAUGGGCACCCUCGUCCUUUCCUUCUUCGUGGCUCUUGGAGCGUCCAUCUUCAUCGAGCGGCCUCUAGUCGUGGUAAAGGACCUGGUCGUGAGCUGCCUCGCUGGACCGCUAGACUGCAAAUGCCCGCAACCCGACGGAGGUGGAAAGACUCGACGCCCGCCCGUGGCGAGCUCCGGCGGCGGAAUCUUCUCCAAGCCCGCUGCGGCAAAGACCACUGCCGGGCUUCGGAGCGAGUCGUGCACGGUCCACCUGUGAUCGCGGUGACAGCAGUUUACCUGUCACAACUAGAUGCCCUAUGAAAACUGAGGGCUCUGCCAUGUACGGCGAGCACCUUUCGUUGUGGGGGCAGCAGGGAAAUGCUAGCGAACAAUUAUUUCUCUUUUACUGUACUUUCAAAGGACCCUCCCAACAGCCAUUUUGUCGAUUUUAAUAAUUUUUUUUCGCGCUUCGUCAAUGGUGCUAGCUGCAUUUGGCUUACGUUCUCACUGGGAUGAGUCUUUGCAUGAUAAGAGGCAAAUAGUAUCGAGAAAAAUGAAUUUUUCAUUACACCGGCCCAGGUUUGGACGUCGCAAACAAGCGCGGUUCACAUGUACAUGCCGCUGUGAUGAUCAUGUCUGCAAAGCGUUACAAUGGCUCCCGCCGCUAAAACAGCUUAGCAUUCGUACGCGAAAGCUCGCGUGACCUUCUUCGCAAACAGCCUUCCCACGAGCCGAGGCGUGAACUUAGAGCUGUCGCGCAAGUACCCAGCACCAAGUAAAAAAUUUGGAGAUUCCCGGGAAAAGUUUAGAGCGCCAAACCAUCACCUGAAAUGCGCCACGGGACAAGAAGGACAGUGUCGUGAAAGCCUACUUUGGCUUCUGUAAAGGCUCAUUUACACCUGGCAGCACGACACCGAUGUCGAUCUGCCGACUGUCGGCGACAGCGUUUUUUGCG
Messenger RNA from Dermacentor andersoni, 3288 nucleotides. Its product is annotated as O-acyltransferase like protein-like. Lineage: Eukaryota; Metazoa; Arthropoda; Arachnida; Ixodida; Ixodidae. The record is from RefSeq and is a predicted model, not a curated record. Gene Ontology annotation, molecular function: acyltransferase activity, transferring groups other than amino-acyl groups.